Messenger RNA from Boleophthalmus pectinirostris (great blue-spotted mudskipper), 627 nucleotides. RefSeq names its product RAB6B, member RAS oncogene family b (gene rab6bb). The transcript has 8 exons. Gene Ontology annotation, molecular function: GTPase activity; GTP binding. Lineage: Eukaryota; Metazoa; Chordata; Actinopteri; Gobiiformes; Gobiidae. The record is from RefSeq and is a predicted model, not a curated record. The coding region runs from base 1 to 627 and encodes 208 amino acids.
AUGUCAGCCGGAGGAGACCUGGGGAACCCGCUCAGAAAAUUUAAACUCGUUUUUCUGGGAGAGCAAAGCGUGGGGAAAACAUCUCUCAUCACCAGAUUCAUGUAUGACAGUUUUGACAACACAUAUCAGGCAACCAUUGGAAUAGACUUUCUAUCAAAGACCAUGUACCUGGAAGAUCGAACAGUAAGGCUGCAGUUGUGGGAUACUGCAGGACAGGAGCGCUUCAGGAGUCUCAUACCCAGUUACAUUCGGGACUCAACAGUGGCUGUUGUGGUCUACGAUAUCACAAAUGUAAACUCGUUCCAGCAGACUACCAAGUGGAUUGAUGACGUCAGGACAGAGAGAGGAAGUGAUGUCAUCAUUAUGCUCGUAGGCAACAAGACCGAUCUGGAGGAAAAGAGGCAAAUCACGAUUGAAGAAGGCGAGCAAAGAGCCAAAGAACUGAACGUCAUGUUCAUUGAGACCAGUGCCAAGACAGGCUGCAAUGUCAAACAGCUGUUCCGUCGCGUUGCCGCAGCUCUACCAGGCAUGGAAAGCUUGGACGAUGCAAACCCUGAAGGCAUGAUUGACAUAAAGCUGGACAAACCAGCAGAGCCUGCUGUGCCAGAAGGCGGGUGCUCGUGUUAA